Phycomyces blakesleeanus NRRL 1555(-) is the source of this 1195-nucleotide messenger RNA. RefSeq lists its product as hypothetical. The record is from RefSeq and is a predicted model, not a curated record. The coding region runs from base 72 to 1046 and encodes 324 amino acids. NCBI's taxonomy places the organism in Eukaryota, Fungi, Mucoromycota, Mucoromycetes, Mucorales, Phycomycetaceae. Gene Ontology annotation, biological process: nucleobase-containing compound metabolic process. The transcript has 7 exons. Gene Ontology annotation, molecular function: 3'-5' exonuclease activity; nucleic acid binding.
UUUUUGCCAACCAGGCUAGAAACACCACAAGCCACACAUUACCAAGACCUAUAAUUAUUCAGCAACGCUUAAUGAGUGAAGUAGUUAAAAAAACCAGAAGCAUUCCUGUAUACUUGAAGAAACGCGGCAUUCCACCCUCGGAGCAGAAUAUACCUCAAGAAACAACAGUUAUUGAGAGCUUGGACGCAACAUCCAGUAUAACUACCAUUAAAAGAAAAGAUUCUUAUACCGAAUUCUUAAAUACGCUUCCCACACUCCAGCAUCCAAGUACCUACAGAGUAGAAUGUGUUUCUACUUCGUUAGAUACGAACCGACUCAUGUGUGAACUUUUCUCAAAGAGUACGAUGUUUGGACUCGACAUGGAGUGGGCACCCACAUUUGUUAAAGGAAGAGGAGAAAACAAAACUGCGUUGGUUCAGAUAUGUGAUGCAAAGUCUAUUUUAUUAAUUCAAUUAUCCCAAACAAAAGAGAUUCCUAUUGAAUUAGGCAGUUUCUUAAAGUCAAGGACAAAGCUUAAAGCCGGUGUAAAUAUUCGUAAUGAUGGAAGGAAACUACUCAGAGACUAUGGUGUGUUUACAAACGGGCUGGUGGAGCUGGAUGUAAUGGCGUCCACAAGUCAAUCUCCAAAACUGGAUAUCACCCAUCGCAGAUCCCUUCAAGCACUUACCGGGAUGUUUCUUGGUCAACACAUGCCAAAGGGAAAAGUUCGUAUGAGUAGGUGGGAUCAACGUGUAUUAACACCUAUACAACAACGUUAUGCUGCUAAUGAUGCUUAUGCUUCAUACAAAAUCUAUGAAAUAUUGUCUGGUUUACAUGAGAAGCUUCCCAGAAAAGUGAAAUUGGAUAUAUGUCACUUAGAAGAUGAAAUGAAAGAUUUCCAACCACAAAAGAGAGCUAGAUUAAGCAAUACAUACACAUAUAAUGACAAACAGAGUAUCAAGAAACCUUACGAAAAAGGUCAACCUUUAGAACCUCGUAAAACACUUUCCCCAAGGUCUACUACUACUAUAGUUAAAAAGGCCGAAUCCAAACAAGACAGUGUAUAAACAACUUGUCUUUUGUAUAGUUCCUUAUUUAUUUUUUCUUUUUAAAAAUAUUUCUGUUAUCAACCAAUCUUUCUUCUUUAAGUUCUUUUGUCUUACUGCUUCUUAUAAUUCUGCAAUCAAAACAUAAACGCACCUUUCAAUAAACACAU